AAGAAAGUAUUAGUUAGUUCCCGUGUGAAAUGGCUGGCUGAAGUAAAUAUCGUCGAGGGCAAUUCAGAUGAUCACCGACCUCAUAUACUUGUUAAACCUAUAAGCGCUCUACAUGACAGGGAAUCAAUUUCGAUCACAGCUCUCUGA
Molecule: messenger RNA, 147 nt
Organism: Haemonchus placei
Lineage: Eukaryota; Metazoa; Nematoda; Chromadorea; Rhabditida; Trichostrongylidae
Source: the annotation of a GenBank genome assembly